This is a messenger RNA of Drosophila subpulchrella, 1678 nucleotides long. RefSeq names its product putative ATPase N2B. The transcript has 4 exons. The record is from RefSeq and is a predicted model, not a curated record. Gene Ontology annotation, molecular function: ATP binding; ATP hydrolysis activity. Bases 130 to 1506 code for a protein of 458 amino acids. Lineage: Eukaryota; Metazoa; Arthropoda; Insecta; Diptera; Drosophilidae. Gene Ontology annotation, cellular component: cytoplasm; mitochondrion.
CCUGGUUGCUAAAAUUUCACGGCCAACAGCCAAAAUUCGCGGUCAUAAACGCGGAAGUCUCUAGUUUUAUGUAAUGUUUAGGUGACGAGGAAUUAUCUCCGAUUUGCGCGCUAAUUGUUCCACACUGCAAUGUUUCCCUACCACCUCGGGGUCGUGGUCCGCUGCGCGCGGCAGAAGCCCCUGCUGCUGUGGGCGCCCGCCUGCCACAUGAGUGGCCUCAGUCCGCUGAAGGAGUACCAGCAGCGCGUCAGUUCCGGCCAACUGAUGACCGACGAAAGGCAGUUCCAGACGAUGAAGGAGCUGGAUGCCCUGUACCACAAGAUCCAAGGCUAUAGGCCCAGCUACAAAGUAGGAGGAGCUGGCGGUGGUGGGUUCUUCAGUUCCCUUUUCGGCCGAAAGUCCUCCGACGACGACGAUCAGGAUGAUCCCUAUGCGGGCAACCACGCCCCCCAGGGGCUGUACCUCUACGGUAGUGUGGGCGUGGGCAAAACCACGCUGAUGGACCUCUUCUUCGACUGCUGCACCAAGAUUGAUCGCAAGCAGCGCGUCCACUUUACGUCCUUCAUGAACAGCGUACACACCCGCAUCCACGAGGCCAAGCAGAGGCAGGGACCUGUUGACCGGGCCUUCAACUCGGAAAAGCCCGCUCCCUUCGAUCCCACUAGGCCGGUGGCUGACUUAAUUGCUAGCGAGUCCUGGUUGAUUUGCUUCGACGAGUUCCAGGUUACGGACAUAGCUGAUGCCAUGGUGCUGAAGCGGCUAUUCACCCACCUCUUCCGGCAUGGCAUUGUGGUGGUCGCCACCAGCAAUCGACACCCGGAGGAUCUGUACAAGAACGGCCUGCAGCGCACGAACUUCCUGCCCUUCAUCGGUCUGCUUCAGAAGCGCUGCAAGGUGUCCCAAUUGGACUCUAUUGACUACCGGCGGAUAGCUCAGUCCGGGGACACCAACUACUUCGUCAAGGGUCAAACGGAUGCGGAGGGCAGCAUGAAUCGCAUGUUCAAGAUCCUGUGCGCCGAGGAGAACGAUAUUAUCCGGCCGCGGACCCUGACUCACUUCGGGAGGGAUCUGACGUUCAAUCGGACCUGUGGACAGGUGCUGGACAGCACUUUCUCGGAACUCUGUGAUCGCCCUCUGGCUGGCAGUGAUUUCCUGCAAAUCUCCCAGUUCUUUCACACCGUCCUCAUCCGAGAUGUGCCCCAACUGACCCUGGAUGUAAAGGCGCAGAUGCGACGCUUUAUAACGCUCAUAGAUACCCUGUACAAUAACAGAGUGCGCGUGGUCAUAUCUUCCGACGUUCCACUGGAAAAUUUAUUCAGUUUUUCGGGAGGUUCCAGUGACCUCUCCGACUCCGAACGUACAUUGAUGGACGACUUGAAAAUAAGCGAAUCCAAAUCCAGUUUUUUCACCGGUGAGGAAGAGCUAUUCGCCUUCGAUCGCACUUUAUCUCGGCUCUACGAAAUGCAGAAGCGGGAAUACUGGGAGCAGUGGGCCAAACAUCGCUAAAACCUCAUGUCACAAAGCAGUAGUUCAAUUAGCGCAAUUAAAUUAUUUGUUUUCUACCUCGGUGUCGUGGAAUUUAAAAAAAAAAAGUUUCUUGUACAUAUUAAUUUCCUAUCAAAAAUGCAAUAUUUACAAUAGAUGACUUUCGCAAGUAUUAAAGAAGCAAUAAAAAAAA